Messenger RNA from Sphaerodactylus townsendi, 3648 nucleotides. It is a transcript of the gene MPHOSPH8, whose product is annotated as M-phase phosphoprotein 8. Gene Ontology annotation, cellular component: cytoplasm; nucleus. Gene Ontology annotation, molecular function: protein binding. Lineage: Eukaryota; Metazoa; Chordata; Lepidosauria; Squamata; Sphaerodactylidae. The transcript is spliced from 14 exons. Bases 27 to 2840 code for a protein of 937 amino acids. The record is from RefSeq and is a predicted model, not a curated record.
GGGGAGGGGGGUGAGUUGACCCCAACAUGGCGGCGGCCGUGAGUGAGGCUGCGGAGGCGAAGGAGAAGGUGGAGGCCGCCGGCGAGAAAGGCGGCGGGGGACGAGGCGGCGGCGGGGACGACAGCGAGGAGGACGAGGAAGAUGUCUUCGAGGUGGAGAAGAUCCUGGACGUGAAGGCUGAAGGGGGCAAAAUACUGUACAAAGUGCGGUGGAAAGGAUAUUCGUCGGAUGAUGAUACAUGGGAACCUGAGGCUCAUUUAGAAGACUGUAAGGAAGUACUUCUUGAAUUUCAAAAGAAAAUAGUGGAUGCUAAACCAAAACCUGUUAAAAAAGAGGUACAGAAACUGCCUUUAAACGAUGAUUUAUUUGAAGCAGAUUCUGAAGCAGAUAGUGACUGGCAAAGUGAUACAAAAGAUGACCUGUCUCCAAACAAGAAAAAGAAAAAAUCUAAAGAGAGGGAGGACAAAUACCAAGAUGAAAUGAGAAAGAAAAAAUCUAAAUUAGCAAAAGGCAAAGAGAGACCUGUGCUAGAACGUGAAAAUUCCUCUGAAAGUUUGACUUCAGAUUCAAAACCAAAGAAAAGGACUUCGGAGGUGAAAGAGGACACAAAAGAUUCCAAAAAACAGAGGAGAGAAGAUUCAAAAGACAGCAGUAAAAAGAAAGGAGAGUUUAAAGAUAUAAAGAAAAAAAUAAAAGAGGAAUUUAAGGAAAAUAAACACUUUCAAAAGGAUAGAUCCAGUGCUCUGCAGUUAGAUUUUGAACCCGGCAUGCUGGAUAGUUCAUUUUCUCCAGGUAUUGAUGAUGAAUCUGUGGAUUUGGACUCAGACAGCAGUGAGGAAAAACAUAAAAUAUUUUCUGGGAAAGAUCAGGCAGAAGAGGAAAGUCUGCCUCGGGUUCUAGUGGUGGAAAAGCAUCCAGACAGCUCAACAAGCACAGACAAUAGUUGUGAAGUGAAAGUGAAGAAAAAGAAGAAGAAACACAAAAGGCCCGAAGAACCCGAGGACAGCAGGAAAGUGGACUCCAGAGACAGGCACCUGGAGAAGAAAAGCUCGCACAAAAAGCAGAAACUACCAGAGAAAGCAAGAUUGGCUGUUGAGCUGGAGCACAAGAGGUCUGCUGUGCCUGCCCCAGUGCAGAAAGGCUCAAGGCCGUCCAACGAUGAGCGAGGGCACAAAUCCACAGACUCCGCAGGGGAGCUGAGCAACCAUACGAAGCAGAAGUACAAAGAGGCAAAGUCAGGCCAGAGCCACGCGCGGGAUGUGGGGCUUCCAAAGUCUGCCGCUUCAGAUGGCAAAGAGAAAAUUAUCAGUUGGAGAGCAGAUGAGGAGAAAACAAAAGAGAGGCAUUCUCACGGGGAACUUUCUAUGUUUGAGAAAUUUGUCCUGGAUUCCGACUGCGGUAAAGGUGGGAGUGCGGCCAGCAAGAAAGGACUCCCUAAAAAUAAUGCAGAGGACAUCUCAAAGGACAGAAGUACGUCAUCAAAGGAGAAGGAAGCCAAAAAGAUUGAAGUUAAAGAUAAGCCCCAAAAGAGGCAUGACUCUGAAAAGGAAGAAAAGAGCAGGAAAGAACAGAAAGUAUUCAGAAAUUUGAAGGAGAUGAAAAGUGCAUUUGAUGUGUUUAACCUCUCUUUGGAAGAAAAAAAUGAUUUGGACAAUCGAAAGAGCGACGACUCUGCGCAGGAUUGUCGACCUACAGAGGAACUGAAAUUGAGAAAUAGAUAUAAGGACAAUAAGAGUACACGGGAUGAGACGGAUACCUGGGCUUACAUUGCGGCAGAGGGUGACCGUGAUGCCAUUGAGGAUUGUCCAGAGACAAAGCAACAGACCGUGAGCUUGGGGAUGGACAUGCAACUCGAGUGGCUAACGCUAGAAGAUUUCCAGAAGCACCUGUACGGAAAAGACGAGAACCAUUUGCCAAAGGAAGCAGUAACCUCCACUCAGCUGCGUGAAGCUGUUAAAAAUGGACAUUACGCUACAGUAAAGAUGGCACUUAAUUCCAACGAAGACUAUAAUCUUGAUCAGGAGGAUUCUAGUGGAAUGACUCUUGUGAUGCUCGCUGCUGCUGGAGGUCACGAUGACAUCCUUCGACUCCUCGUCCGGAAAGGAGCUAAAGUGAACUGCAGACAGAAAAAUGGAACGACGGCACUGAUUCACGCAGCAGAAAAGAACAACCUAACAACUGUUGCCAUCCUUUUGGAAGCUGGGGCGUGUGUAAAUUUGCAACAGAAUAGUGGUGAAACUGCUUUAAUGAAGGCUUGCAAGAGAGGAAAUUACGAUAUUGUCCGGCUUAUGAUUGAAAGUGGAGCAGACUGCAACAUUUCAUCCAAGCACCAGAGCAAUGCCCUUCAUUUUGCUAAACAGUGUAAUAACUUGCUAGUGUAUGAGCUCCUUAGAAGUCACUUGGCUACGCUCUCACGGGUGGCGGAAGAGACAAUCAGGGAGUACUUUGAAGCUCGGCUCAGUUUGAUGGAACCCAUGUUUGAUGUUGCGUGUCAUCGACUUUGUGAGGGACCAGAUUAUUCUUUGGAUUUCACCUAUAAACCCCCACAGAAUGUACCAGAAGGAUCUGGGAUUCUUCUAUUCAUUUUCCACGCAAACUUCUUUGGAAAAGACAUCGUUGCUCGGCUCUGCGGACCAUGCAGUGUGCAAGCUGUCGUUUUGAAUGACAAAUUCCAGCUGCCUGUGUUCUUGGUAAAUCCUUCCCAUUACAAAAAUGACAGUCAUUUUAUUUACUCCUUCAGCCCGAUUCCAGGCCCCAACAAACUCUUCAUACGUUUGGUAGAAGCUCCUACUGCCAAGGUAAAACUGCUCAUUGGUGCGUACAGAGUAAAAUUGCAGUGACCUCACAAAACUAACAUUGACGCAAUUCUUUUAUUGGAGUACUUUCUCAUUUUUUAAAAUUAGUUUUGAGUGAUAAAGCAGUUUGGAACUCUUGUUGCAUUCUGUACUCCAAUAGUGUUUCAACCUUGGCUCCUUUUUCUUGGACUCCGCUUACACAUGAAUGUGUGUGCUAGCCAGCAGAUGUGCUGUUCAAGAAUACCACGACGGGAUGGUUUUAAUUUUGUAUAUAUAUACCUGUAUUUGUGCCAAUGAUUAUAACUCCAUUUUUAAGCCGUAACAUCCAGACUGCGUAUCUCAGCAUUUCCACAAUGUGGAAUGGUGCAAAGACCCUGAAGGUAAUCUUUUUUAAAAAGCCAGGAUCUUAAUUAUUUGUAAAAACUGAAAUGUUGUUGUAACUACAGUGUUUAUAUUUAAGCUUCUGUUCCUUUCUCCAAGAACUAUACUUGCUGUGGAUGUCAAGGUAACAAGGCAGACAGCACUUCUGUUUAAUACAGGAUUGUUUGAAGUAACAUAUCCAGCACGGGUGGGUUUGUGGAUGGUGGCUUAGAAAGCAUGGAUUGGUUCAGCAUAAUUGUAAAAAAAGUUUCUAGUGUUCCUGAUUUAUAGUUAAUAGCUACAGGGGAGAAAACAUAGUUUUGCAAAUCCUUUCCAGUUAUUUUUGUAAGACCAGUCAUCUGUAUACAUUCAUGUACAUGAAUUCAUGUAAUUUCUUCCUGAAAUGUACACCUGUUGCCCUGUAAGUGACCCAUUUUUAAUUGCCUGACAACAGUUCUUUAGUGACUCUGUGCUAAUAAAAAUGUAAAACACC